ACCACUUUAACGUUGGUGAUCUGUUCUUCUACCUUCUUCCUGUUUCUAAAACUGGAAACAGAAAAGAAAGAAAAAGCUAAACUAAUUCUUCGGUUGAAGAACCUUUUUUCUUUUGUUCAAAAUAAAUUACACCCUUAUUAGAUUUUUGAACAGACAAGACUCCUAGCUAUUGACAUUAUUGAAGUUUUCUUAAUUUAUCUCUGAUCUGGUCUUUACUGAGAAGAAGCAGGGAUCUGAUUCCUAGGUUCUUAGUGUUUCGUACAUCAGAUGGCGGGAAAGGGAUGGAAGAGAAGCGUUGAAAUUGCAUGGAUUGCAAUGGGUUUGUUUCUGUGGAGUUUAAAAGGAACACAAGGAGUGAGAUUUGUGAUAGACAGAGAAGAAUGCCUAUCUCACGACGCCAAGUACGAAGGAGACACUCUUCAUGUCUCUUUCGUUGUCAUUAAGGCUGAUUCCCCUUGGCAUUUUAGCGACGAGGGUAUCGAUCUUGUGAUAAAGGGACCUUCCGGAGAACAGAUUCAUGAUUUUCGUGACAAGACAAGUGAAAAAUAUGAGUUUGUGGUCCAACAGAAAGGGGUUUACCGUUUCUGCUUCUACAACAAGUCUCCUUACCAUGAAACCAUUGACUUUGAUGUAAAGCUUGCUCAUUUUGCAUACCAGGAGCAGCAUGCAAAGGAUGAGCAUAUUGCCCCCUUGCUUGAGCAGAUAUCAAAGUUGGAGGAAGCUCUUUACAACAUCCAAUUCGAACAGCACUGGAUAGAGGCUCAGACUGACCGACAGGCAAUAGUGAAUGAUAGCAUGGGUCGUCGAGCAAUUCACAAGGCAAUGCUUGAAUCAGCUGCACUUGUUGGGGCUAGCAUCCUUCAAGUUUACCUUCUGAGACGCUUAUUCGAACGAAAACUUGGAACAUCAAGAGUGUAGCCAUGGGUGUUUAUUGAUUAUGUAACUCCAAGCUGGAAGUUCAUCUGAUCUGUGGUUUAACUAGCACCAGUUGUGUACCUAAUUUUACCAUGAAUAUGACAGUGCCUGCCCUCCACCUGAUUUAUGACUAUGCGUAGAGAAGGUUUACAGGGAGUAAUUCAAUGUUGUGGCAUCAGAAGCCAAGGUUGUGUUUUUGGAAGGUGGCUCAUUUUUGUGGCACCAAAUUAUCUUAUUCUUUGAGUGGAACACAUCAGUAUUGAUUUUUUUCGGCAGGUUA
This is a messenger RNA of Theobroma cacao (cacao), 1195 nucleotides long. RefSeq names its product transmembrane emp24 domain-containing protein p24beta2-like. NCBI's taxonomy places the organism in Eukaryota, Viridiplantae, Streptophyta, Magnoliopsida, Malvales, Malvaceae. The record is from RefSeq and is a predicted model, not a curated record.